AUGGCUCUGAAGAGAAUCCACAAGGAACUGAACGACCUGGCGCAGGAUCCCCCAGCACAGUGUUCCGCAGGUCCUGUCGGGGAAGACAUGUUCCACUGGCAAGCUACCAUCCUGGGGCCGAAUGACAGUCCCUAUCAGGGCGGAGCAUUUUUCCUGACGAUUGAUUUCCCAACAGAGUACCCCUUCAAGCCACCUAAGGUCGAAUUUACGACAAGAAUUUAUCAUCCGAACGUGAACAGUAACGGCAGCAUCUGUCUUGAUAUUCUCCGCUCACAGUGGUCUCCAGCACUGACGAUCUCAAAAGUGCUUCUGUCCAUCAGCUCCCUGCUGUGUGACCCCAACCCAGAUGAUCCCCUCGUGCCUGAGAUUGCUCAGAUCUACAAGACAGACAGGGAAAAGUACAACAGAACAGCUCGGGAAUGGACUCAGAAGUACGCCAUGUGA
Molecule: messenger RNA, 444 nt
Organism: Arvicola amphibius (Eurasian water vole)
Lineage: Eukaryota; Metazoa; Chordata; Mammalia; Rodentia; Cricetidae
Product: ubiquitin-conjugating enzyme E2 D2B
Exons: 1
Coding region: 1-444 (147 amino acids)
Biological process (GO): protein K11-linked ubiquitination; ubiquitin-dependent protein catabolic process
Cellular component (GO): nucleus
Molecular function (GO): ubiquitin conjugating enzyme activity
Source: RefSeq, a predicted model, not a curated record